This is a messenger RNA of Fundulus heteroclitus (mummichog), 2725 nucleotides long. RefSeq names its product oocyte zinc finger protein XlCOF6. Lineage: Eukaryota; Metazoa; Chordata; Actinopteri; Cyprinodontiformes; Fundulidae. The record is from RefSeq and is a predicted model, not a curated record. The coding region runs from base 41 to 2350 and encodes 769 amino acids. The transcript has 2 exons.
GACUGAUAGCAGCUUUCCAUUAACUGCUGCUCCUAUCAACAUGUUUUCUCUAGAUUUUAAAGAAGAAACCCCUGAAGAACAGAGUCCUGAUAUGGACCAGAAGGAGCAGGAACUUCUCCGGAUAAAGGAGGAAAGUGAAAGAAACUGGGGCUUCCAGGAGGAAGUGCAACCAGAUUUGAAGGAGACUGAAGACACCAGGUUUCUGGUAACUGUUAAGGUGGAGAAUGAAGAAGAUGAAGAGAAACCUCUAUUAUUUCACUUUCAUCAGCUGCAAACAGAAGUCAGAGAUUUUCCAACCUGCACUUCAGCAGAUCACUUUAAAAUAAAUAUGAAAGAGGGAGACUCGGGAACAGCAAAAUACAACAGGCACCUAGAUCGAAAUACUAGAAGUACUUCUAACUAUUCAAAGACUGAAGACAUUGAAGUUGAUGGUGUCAACCAUCUUAAAUCUCAGUUUAAAUGCUUAUCUGACUCUGAAACUGAAGACAGUGAAAAUUAUUUGAAGAAAAGCAUGGUUCCCGAGUCAGAUGGAAACACUGUCAAAUCUGUGUGUGGGGAAAAAAUUGCCAGUCAGAGUCACGUGACAUGUCGUCCACAAUUAAUGACUUUAGUAUGUUCCGUUAAUGAGAAAUGUUUUCAAGAGAAGAAAAAUGUAAAUUCACUGCAAAAAGUCCUUGAAGGUAGUAAAAAUUUUAACAAUGAAAAGAAUCUGAAGACAAACGUGACAACCGACACAGGGGAGAAAUAUUUUGGUUGUGAUGCUUGUGGAAAAUCUUUUUCCUUCAGGUCACAUUUGGAAAUACACAUGAGAAGCCACACGGGAGAGAAACCUUUUGGUUGUGAUGCUUGUGGUGCAAGAUUUUCUGUCAAGUCACAUUUAAAAACACACAUGAGAAACCACACCGGAAAGAAACCUUUUGGUUGUUAUGCUUGUGGAAAAAGAUUUUCUUUCAAGUCACAUCUAAAAAUACACACGAGAAUCCACACAGGAGAGAAACCUUUUGGUUGUAAUGCUUGUGGAAAAAGAUUUUCUAUCAAGUCACAUUUAAAGAUACACACGAGAAUCCACACAGGAGAGAAACCUUUUGGUUGUGAUGGUUGUGGAAAAAGAUUUUCCUCCAAGUCGGAUUUAAAGAAACACACAGGAGUCCACUUGGAAGAGAAACCUUUUGGUUGUGAUGUAUGUGCUAAAAGGUUUUAUGUGGCGUCGCAUUUUAAAAAACACAUGAGAAGCCACACAGGAGAGAAACCUUUUGGCUGUGAUUCUUGUGGAAAGAAAUGUACUUCAAAGUCAAACUUAAACACACAUAUGAGAAUGCACACGGGAGAGAAACCCUUUCAUUGUGAUACCUGUGGGAAAAGAUUUCUUUUCGAGUCAACGGCAAAAGGUCACAUGAGGGUCCACACAGGAGAGAAACCUUUUGGUUGUGAUACCUGUGGAAAAAAGUUUUCCUUCAAGUCAACUGUAAACAAUCACAUGAGAGUCCACUCAGGAGAGAAACCAUUUGGUUGUGAUACAUGUAGUAAGAGAUUUUCCUCAAAGUCAGAUUUAAAAAGACACAUGAGAAACCAUACAGGAGAAAAACGCUUUCAUUGUGAGGCUUGUGGAGAGAGAUUUACCUUCAAAUCAAAAUUAAAGGAACACAUGAGAAUCCACAAAGGACAGAAAUGUUUUAGUUGCGAUACUUGCGGAAAAAGUUACACCUCAAAAUCAAAGCUGAACAUGCAUAUGAUAUUCCACAAAGAAGAAAAACACUUUAGUUGUGAUACUUGUGGUAAAAUAUUUUCCAGAAAGUCAUAUUUAAAGAUACACAUGAGAAUCCACACAGGACAGAAACCUUUUGUUUGUGAUAACUGUGGGAAAAGAUGUACCUCAAAGUCUAACUUAAAUGCACAUGUGAGAAUCCACACGGACAAGAAACCCUUUGGUUGUGAUGCAUGUGGUAAAAGAUUUUCCUUCAAGUCAUAUUUAAAAUCACACAUGAGAAUGCACUCAGGAGAGAAACCUUUUGAUUGUGAUGCUUGUGGAAAAACUUUUUCCUUCAAGUCACAUUUAAUUAAACAUGUGAGGUACCACACUGGAGAGAAACCUUUUGGCUGUGAUGAAUGUGGUAAAUGUUUUUCCUCAAAGUCAAAUUUAAAAACUCACAUGAGGGUCCACACUGGAGAGAAACCGUUUGGUUGUGAUGCAUGUGUUAAAAGAUUUUCCACAAAGUCAGAUUUAAAAAAUCACAUGACAGUACAUACAGGAGAGAAACAUGAUUGUGAUGCAUGUGGUAAAAGAUUUUCCACAAAGUCAAAUUUAAAAAGACAUGUGAGAAUCCAUUCAGUAGACAAGCUGUUUAGUUGAGGAGCUUGUGAUAAAAUAUUUCAUAAAUUUAGUAGUGGCAGCAAAUCUCAAAAUUUAUGGAGAACAAAAGAUGUUUGUGCCCCGUUUAAGAAAGAAUGGCCAAUCUAGCCUGAGUAGAAAGCAGUUACGUCACCCUGAGUAGUUCUACGUCACUGUGUCAAACUCAGGUGAUAUCAAUCAGGUGACUAAACUGAGCACCCAGUCACUCCUGAGUUUAGAGCAGGCAUGAAAGAAGCACUCAAUGGUGUAGCACACAUCAAUCCUUCUACCAAAAAGUUUUGUUUUCACCUGAAUGUCUGCUCUGUACCUCUGUGGAUUGUUUUUUUUUUUUGCCUGGAUGACCCAUCAUCUCUUUAAUAAAUCCUUUAAGCAUCA